AUGGCGUGUAGCAAGCAUCGAGUGGCACUUGUUGUUGUUGGCCUGUUGCUGGUGGGUGUAGUUGUGGCCGUGGCGGUUCCUCUGUCUCUCAGAGGUGACCAGGAAAAGAAUGGCAAGUAUACUCCCAGGUUCCAGGGACAGGACUGUUAUCCAGAGGCUGAAGGCAAGAGGUCUGCAGUCAACAAAACCGCAUGUCUCAAGCGAGGCUGUGCUUUCAGCACCGAUGUUCCAGCUGGUCAGCCUGUCUGCCAGUACACGGAGGGUCAGUACAGACUGUCAGUGUCCAGUAUUGUCCGGACCAGCCUGGGAUUGCAGGCCACACUCCAGCAGACAGGGUCCGCCCCUUUCGGCGGUGACAUCAGGAGCUGGAGAUUUACCUUCGAGAGCAGAGGAGACGAUAUCGCUCAUUUUGUGUUUGAUGCAACCGACAGCAGCCGCUACAAGGUGCCCAAACCUGUUGAUGUACCAGCACGCGCGGGGAAGCAGCCCAAGUAUGAGAGCAGGAUUACCAACAACCACAGCUUCGCUUUUGAGAUUGUCCGGAGAGACACGGGAACUGUUGUAUGGGACACAAACAUUGGAGCUGGAAGUCUCAUCUUGUCCGACCAAUUUCUACAGAUCAGCUCCAGGCUUCCGUCAAGAAACGUCUACGGGCUGGGCGAACAUAUGCACGAGACUUUCCGUCACCAGAUGAACAGAACCUGGGCUUCAUUUGCUAGAGAUCAGCCGCCAUCUUGGGAUGCUGAAGCAAACCUGUACGGAGUGCACCCGUUCUACACGUGUGUGGAAGAUGCUGCAGGCAACAGUCACGGGGUCCUGAUGCUCAACAGCAACGCUCAAGAGUAUUCCUUCACUGAGCUGCCCAGUCUCACAUUCAGAACUAUAGGAGGCAUCCUGGACUUUUACAUCUUUAUGGGGCCAUCGCCGGAACAGGUCAUUCAGCAGUACACUGGGGCAGUGGGUCGACCCAUGAUGCCUCCUUACUGGGCCUUGGGCUUUCAGCUGUGUCGGUAUGGCUACAACAACAUCAGCAAUCUGCAGGAGGCGGUUGAGUCGACAGCCAGGUACCAGAUACCACAUGAUGUCCAGUACGUGGACAUCGACCACAUGGACACGCAGAAAAUCUUCACGGUCAGUGAGCAGAGAUUCCCCGGCUUGAACCAAUAUUUUCAAGAGUUGCAGAGUCGAGGAAUGAGGAUUAUCUACAUUCUGGACCCUUGUCUGGUGGCCAAUGAAACAGAUUACAGACCUUACGAAGAGAUGAAGCGGAUUCAAGGCAACAUCAAAUGGGCGGUGGGGGUGGAGGUGCCCGCAAACAGCUCUGAUACCGAUGGCGCAAUCCUGGGAUAUGUGUGGCCCCAGGGUAAAACCGUGUUCCCUGAUUACCUAAAGAACUCGGUGAAACAAGUCUGGAAAAGUCUCAUAGUGGACUAUAGGCACAACCUGACCUUUGAUGGAUUGUGGAUUGACAUGAAUGAGCCGGCCAACUUUGGCACGAACGAAGAAAGGCCGUUCAACUGGCCGGAGAAAGACAAGCCCUAUUGGAGCCUGAAGUGUCCCAGUAAUACCUGGGAGGACCCACCAUAUCGACCCAAAGCAGCAUAUCGCUUCGACAGCAGCAGCCGGCCUGCCAGACUCUCAGACAAGACCAUCUGUAUGAGCACUGUCCAGGGCGACCAGGACCAGUACCGGCACUACGACGUACACAGUAUCUACGGCUGGAGCCAGACCGACGCCACGCUUGAAGCUGCACGACUCGCCACUGGAGAGAGGAGUAUUGUCAUCAGCCGCUCCACAUUUCCUGGCUCAGGGACUUACGCCGGUCACUGGUUGGGGGAUAACGUCAGCCAGUGGAAGGACAUGCAGAGCUCAAUCAUCGGAAUUUUGGAAUUCAACCUUUUCGGAAUACCCUAUAUCGGAGCAGAUAUUUGUGGCUUCUUUGAGAACACCAGCACGGAGUUAUGUAAACGCUGGAUGCAACUCGGGGCCUUCUACACCUACAGCAGAAACCAUAACGGCAUCACAUACUUGAAUCAAGCUCCAGGCCAGCUCGGGGACGAUGUCGCCUUCGCCAGCAGGGACAUCCUGAGAAUUCGCUACCAGUUGCUGCCCUACCUGUACACUCUCUUCCACCAGGCCCACACUGUGGGUGGCACAGUCAUCAGACCUCUACAUCACGAAUUCCCCACUGAAACAGACACUUUGUCUAUCAACAAACAAUUUAUGUGGGGCGCUUGUCUGUUGAUAUCUCCUAUUCUGGAAGAGAAUCAAACACAGCUGGAAUACUACCUACCCAAGGCCAGAUGGUACAACUACUACACUCACGAGCAGUUGCUGCAGACAAGCGGAGCCUGGAGACGAGAGACCGUUGAUGGGAAUUCCAAGCCGAGUUUACAUGUGAGAGGCGGAUGUGCUUUCAUACAACAGGAGUACGCCAAUAACACUCACUUCAGUCGCAGGUUGCCUCUAACUUUAGUCGCUGCCUUAGAUGGGGAUGGGCGUGCUGGAGGCAGCAUCUUUUGGGAUGAUGGUGUCUCUAUAAACACGUAUGAAAAUGGCCAGUAUCUGGAGGCACAGCUCAGUGCUACCAAUAAUUCACUGACUGUGAGUGUUACACAUUGGGUUCCUAGCGCAGACUGGGAUGAUCUAAUUUUUAAUACAGCCCAGGUUUUAGGUGUCAGUCAGAAGGUCAAGUCUGUGUACCUUCAGGGUCAGCCACAGGUGUUGACUUUCACUCAAACCGAACAGCUCUUGGAAAUUGUUCUUCCGGCACUGCCUCUAACACAGAAUGUGACUAUCUACUGGAGUGUGUAG
Candidula unifasciata is the source of this 2814-nucleotide messenger RNA. The record is from the annotation of a GenBank genome assembly. Lineage: Eukaryota; Metazoa; Mollusca; Gastropoda; Stylommatophora; Geomitridae.